Molecule: messenger RNA, 2804 nt
Organism: Colletotrichum navitas
Lineage: Eukaryota; Fungi; Ascomycota; Sordariomycetes; Glomerellales; Glomerellaceae
Product: pentatricopeptide repeat domain-containing protein
Exons: 1
Coding region: 104-2707 (867 amino acids)
Molecular function (GO): protein binding
Source: RefSeq, a predicted model, not a curated record
UGAAUGUCCGGGUGGAGGGCGAGUGGCCCGAGCUCCAGUGACGGAGCACUGCCGCAGGGGUCUCGGGCCGCUAGGUAGGCACCUACCUACCUAGGUAGUGGGCAUGCGCCGUAGUCGGGAACUUUUUUCCAGUAGCCCUUUUGACGUGGGAUUUAUGCAUCACCAACUAUCAACACGCCACGGACCCCAACACACUCGUUUACCAGAACCCAUGCUAGUCUCGAGGACAUUAUGCGCCCAUUGCCGGUCGAGGCUUCUGGUCAGCUCAGCGCAUAUCGGUACGGCCCGAUCGAAUUCGACCGUGAGCUUCCCGGCCGCCACCGCCGAAACCUCGAGAACGAAAACACAGCCAGACCGAACCCAGUCACAUAAUCCGCCGCGGGUACCUGCGCGGGCAAAGAGCGUCAGCGUUGGCGAUCCGCGCACGAAGCAGAGGGCAUUGGAUCUGUUUGAAGAAAUCGUCAGGAGCAAGCCGCAGGCGCCCUCGGGUCUCAGCCAAGAUGUCACCCUGCCCUACCGUCUCGCCGACGAACUCGACAUGAUCGCGAAGAACAAUGAGAAUCUCUCUGCGACGGAGGUUGCCGCGAAGUCGUAUAUGGUCAUAAAGACGAAGCUGCUGCCGAUAUUGCAACAGGCGGACAUCCGAUUGCCACAGAGCCUUAUCACCAAAGCAACCCAGGCGAUGCAGCAGAUGGUGAAAGCCAAAUUUUCUGCCAUUGACAAUAAGGACCUCCCCAGCACUGCCAAUAUCUGCAAGAUUUACGCUGAUCUAAACAAUGUUCGGGUCGUGAGGAGACUGGAGCUCAUCAACGAGCUCCUGCGAGUGAUCGUGUCUUCCCAGUCCGAGUCAGGGGCCAAAUCCGUCGAAGAUCAAUUGGACGACCUAGUGGAAUGCUGGAAACACUUUUCAGGCUUGAGGCGCGUCAAAAGCGGCAUGGCCUCGCAUACGGAGUUCUGGAUUACCUCGAGACCAGACAUGCGGGGCACGGAGGAGCCCGCCAAGCUCUUCCGCCUGCUCUUCCCUCUGUUUGCGCUCAACGAACUGCGCGGCCUCACCCCCGCGCUCGUGACGACGUUCGUCCUGCUCUCCGAGCCCAAGCAUGCGUUGAGCAUGGCAAAAGAGGAGGCGCAGCCUUUGCUGCAAGCAUUGGACCCUAUCGUGAAGCGAUUCGGCCGCGAGGAGCUCCAGCCAUUCUUCGAUGGCUAUCCGGAACUAUGGAACUACGUUCAGCCCAGGGCGGAUUGGCGGGUUACUCGAACGGCGCCAGAAGCCUUGAAGGAUUCGAAUGCACAUGCUGUUGGGAAUUCGAGUCACACUCCGGCCGAAGGGCGUUUCUCAUAUGUUCUCUGGCACAAGCGCUUCAACGUGGCUUUUCGUUCGCCCGGCCUUACAGUGGCGAAGGAGACGUGGAGGGACCUUAUCGACCCUGCCAACGAUGACAUGCGGGCCGUGAGGCUUCGUCGCGCCCCCGAGUUGUUUGACUACAUCUUGUUCCUCGCCUGCAGCAAGAAGGAAGAGGGCGCCUCCAAACUGACUUCGGAAAUACUGGCGUACAUGAAAGACCUUGGACUCGCACCCUCGGUAAGGACGUACACGUCUAUGAUGAAUGGCUGGAAGCAGGCCAGGAAGCUGGACCCGAUCGAGCAUCUGUGGGCCACGAUCACGCGGUCGCCUCUGAAGCUAGAUGAGCAGAUCUGGUCGAUCAGGAUAGCCGCCCUUAGCCAACUAGGCCCAGAGAGAGCCGGCCUCGCCGCCUUGAAAGAGAUGGAGAGCCUGUGGGACGCGGAAGUGAAGAGCGGCAAAGCGAUCAAAGCAGACGAGCCUGGGGUCGCAGGUCCGAACGCGGUAAAGCCUGGGAUCGCGAGUGUGAACGCAGCCAUCUCUGGGCUGCUGAUGCGAAACCGCAUGGAUGUGAUACACGCGGUGCUGAAAUGGGCGACGAGCAGGGGCUUAGAACCAGACAUCUACACUUACAACAUGCUCCUCUCGCAGAUGCUCAAGAAAGGCGCUUCCGACGAGGUGGAUGCGCUUCUUUCCAGUAUGAAGGCGGCGGGUGUGGAGCCUGACGCGGCCACCUUCACCAUCAUUCUUGAAGCAGCCUUUGCAGGCCUCCACAAGCAGACGCCACGUGAGCAGCGAGAGGCCAUCGACGGGGUCUUCGCGGAGAUGGCCGCCUGUGGUAUCAAGCCCAGCCAGGAGGCAUUCGCCAAGAUGCUCUAUGUCCUUGUCCGGCAGGGCGCCGCUGCGGAUCACGCGAUCAACAUCGUGCUCGGCCACCUGCGCAGGAGCGACGUACAGCCCUCGACGGAGAUUUGCACGAUCCUGGUCGAACACUACGCCAGCCGCGAGCAGCCAGACCUCGGCUCCAUUCGCGCCCUCGUAGCCGACCGUCGCUCCCGCACCCGCGCACUAAUGGACCGCGUCUUCUGGGAGAGCGUCAUCAAACACUACCACCGCGUCGGCGACCUCUACGGCGCGCUGGAGAUCGUGUACGACCUCGAUGACUGGGGCAUCUGGCCCGCCCUUCCGCUUCUCGAGCCCCUGCUGCGAUCGCUGAUUUCCAAGCGAGACUGGGACGGCGCCAAGAAGCUAGUUUCGACCGUCAGCAAGCAGGCGCGACCCCAGGCAAAGGACAAACGGGACCGGUACUGGAAGCAUGCCUUUUGGGCUGCUGCCAAGGAUUACGAUCUAAUAGGCGGCCUGUAGCAAGCUUAUACGAGAUGUAAUUGGCAUUCGCCUUUGUACAAUAAAUCCCUAGUCAACACAGAUUUAAAACAUGAGUUAAUCAAACCCCUCAGCGCGU